Messenger RNA from Stegastes partitus (bicolor damselfish), 2850 nucleotides. It is a transcript of the gene dclk1a, whose product is annotated as doublecortin-like kinase 1a. NCBI's taxonomy places the organism in Eukaryota, Metazoa, Chordata, Actinopteri, Pomacentridae. The transcript has 24 exons. Gene Ontology annotation, biological process: protein phosphorylation; intracellular signal transduction. Bases 1 to 2850 code for a protein of 949 amino acids. Gene Ontology annotation, molecular function: protein kinase activity; ATP binding. The record is from RefSeq and is a predicted model, not a curated record.
AUGACUAAAGAUUGCGACUACAGCAAAUACGAUCUGGCGCGGCUGCAGGCAGAACUUGAGCAAGAGAGGGAGAUGAAAGAAAUGCUUGAGGAGUCGGUGUCUGAUCUGCAGAGCACCAUGUGUGAACUGCAAGAAAGGCUGCACAGUGUUGAUGGAGAAGGAAAUGAGUGGAAGACAAGAUAUGAGACCCAGGUAGAGCUAAAUGGACAGCUGGAAAGACAAAUCUCACUCAUUCACGAGAGACUGGAGGACAUACGAGGAAACCCGAUGGAUCGACUGGCCUCUAUCCGAUCUUAUGAUGACAUGCCAGUCGAAACGCUGAGGCAGCGUCUGAAGUUUCUGACUGAUGAGAAGUCCGACCUCCAGAGUCAGCUGAUGGACUGUCAUCUUCACAUUGAGCAGGAGGGAAAGGCAUUUCAUAAAACCAAUGAUGAGAGGCGAGCAUACCUUUCAGAAAUUACUAAGCUGUCUUCCUCUCAUGAAACCCAGAGAAGACAGUACUCCACUCAGCCACAGAGGGCGCCAGAGAGCAAACACACGAGAGGGAAGCGGGCCAGCAGGAAGGCAGAGGCUGAUUCUAAGAAAGGAAAAGAGGGAGAAGAAGACGGAGGAGGAGGAGUGCGUGUGAAAGGAGGAGGAGGUGACAGUACAGCCGUACUCGUGAGUCUCGGUAGUGAAAUGGAGAUGGAGCACUUCGACGAGCGGGACAAAGGUCAGAGGCACGGCCGCUCCAGUGCCAAGAUGAACGGGGUGCCGAGUCCGACGCACAGCGCCCACUGCAGCCUGUACCGGACCCGGACUCUGAAGACUCUGAGCGCCGAGAAGAGAGCCAAGAAGGUCCGGUUCUACCGCAACGGAGAUCGGUACUUCAACGGGAUCGUGUACGCCAUCUCCGCGGACAGGUUCCGGACCUUUGACGCGCUCCUGGCCGACCUGACGCGCUCCCUGUCCGACAACGUCAACCUGCCGCAGGGAGUCCGGACCAUCUACACCCUGGACGGCUCCAAGAAGAUCACCACGAUUGAUCAGCUGGUAGAAGGUGACAGCUACGUGUGCAGCUCCAUUGAAGCCUACAAAAAGCUGGAUUACACAAAGAAUGUAAACCCCAACUGGUCGGUGAACGUCAAGGCCUCGGCGGCAGCGGCCCGAGGGCCCCCCUCCCUGGGCAGCUCCAAGGCCGGCGCCCCCGACGGCCGCGAGAACAAGGACUUCAUCCGGCCCAAGCUGGUGACAGUGGUGCGGAGCGGAGUGAAGCCCCGCAAAGCUGUGAGGAUCCUGCUGAACAAGAAGACUGCCCACUCCUACGAACAAGUCCUCACUGACAUCACUGAUGCCAUCAAGCUGGACUCUGGAGUGGUGAAGAAGAUCUACACGCUGGAGGGCAAACUGGUGUCGUGUCUGCAGGACUUCUUUGGUGACGAGGACAUUUUUGUGGCUUGUGGACCGGAGAAGUUCCGCUACCAAGAUGACCUGAUGCUGGAUGAAAGUGAGUGCCGCACGAUGAAGUCAGUAACCUAUGGGAAGAUGUCGGGCUCUCUCAACCGAGGCUCCCCCAGGACUAUCAUCCAAUCACGCCGCAGCAAGUCCCCUGCAUCUGUAAAUGGGACGCCGGCCAGUCAGCUGUCCACUCCUCAUUCGGGAAAAUCUCCCAGCCCCUCCCCAACCAGCCCGGGCAGCCUCAGCCGACGCCGGGGGUCCCAGGGUUCUUCCAGCUCUCUGUCUUCCGCGAAAGUUUCCAGCUCGGUGGAAGACGGGGAUGGACUCGUUACUGAAGCUGAGGUUCUAGUCGAUGAGGUUCCAACUGUGCCGUCCUACAUAUCAGACCGCUACAAGGUGGGGCGGAUGUUAGGAGAUGGGAACUUUGCAGUCGUGCGGGAAUGUGUGGAGCACUCCACAGGACGGGAGUACGCUCUGAAGAUCAUCAACAAGGGCAAAUGCAGAGGCAAGGAGCACAUGAUCCAGAACGAGGUGGCCAUCCUCCGCAGGGUCAAACAUCCGAAUAUCGUCUUACUCAUCGAGGAGGUGGACACUUACAACGAACUUUACUUGGUCAUGGAGCUGGUCAAGGGGGGAGAUCUGUUCGAUGCCAUCACCUCCGCCAACAGAUACACAGAGAGAGACGCCAGCGGCAUGCUCUACAAUCUGGCCAACGCCAUCAAAUACCUCCACAGCCUCAACAUUGUGCACAGAGACAUCAAACCAGAAAACCUGCUGGUGUACGAACAUGCAGAUGGCAGCAAAAGCCUGAAACUGGGAGACUUUGGUUUGGCGACCAUGGUGGACGGACCCCUCUACACCGUCUGCGGCACCCCGACAUAUGUAGCACCUGAAAUCAUCGCAGAAACAGGGUAUGGCCUUAAGGUGGACAUCUGGGCAGCAGGAGUCAUCACCUACAUCCUACUGUGUGGUUUCCCACCCUUUCGAGGGAGCAGUGAUGAUCAAGAAGUGCUUUUCGAUCAGAUACUUAUGGGACAGCUAGAAUUCCCUCUACCAUACUGGGACAACGUGUCAGAGACAGCAAAGGAGCUGAUUCGAUCCAUGCUGGAGGUGGAGGUGGAUCAGAGAUACACCGCCCUCCAGGUGCUGGAGCACCCUUGGGUCACGGAUGAGGGUCUGUGUGAGAAUGACCACCAGCUGUCAGUAGCAGGGAAGAUAAAGAAACACUUCAACACCAAUCCGAAGGUCAGCGACACGACUGCAGGAGUGUCAGUCAUUUCUCUGGAUGACAGCUUUUCUAUGCAGAGAUCUGGGUCGUUGGAUUUCUACCAGCACCCGGCCAUGUACUGGAUAAGGCCACCUCUCUUGAUAAGGAGGGGCAGAUUCUCAGACGAGGACGCCACCCGGAUGUGA